Rotaria sp. Silwood2 is the source of this 840-nucleotide messenger RNA. The record is from the annotation of a GenBank genome assembly. Lineage: Eukaryota; Metazoa; Rotifera; Eurotatoria; Philodinida; Philodinidae.
AUGUACGGUAAUUUAUUUCUAUAUGAUUCAAAAUAUAAAUUAGUUGCAUUUGAAUCCGGUUCAUUAUCAUCAUCUCGAUGUUUAAUACUUAUUGGUGGUCUUACAGAUGGUCUUUUAUCACUUCCUUAUGUUGAAAAACUUUCAUCAAAACUUGAAUCUCUUUCAAAACCUUAUUCAUUAAUUCAACCAUUAUUUCGUUCAUCAAAUCUUCAAUAUGGUUGGCAUACAAUUAAUGAUGAUAUAGAAGAUUUAAAAUGUUUAAUUAAUUAUUUAAUUAAUAAUCGAAAUCAUUUAAAAUCAAUUAUACUUAUGGGACAUUCAACUGGUUGUCAAGAUAUAAUUCAUUAUCUUCGUCAAGAUAAAAAUCAUUCGAAAAUUAUUCAAGUUAUUCUUCAAGGACCUGUUAGUGAUAGAGAAUAUUUAUCUAAAAUUUCAUCAACAAAAGAUCAAUUAGAUUAUUGUUUUAAAAAUUCAAAAUAUAUAAAUGAAUGGUUACCAAGAUAUCUUCAUGAUCCACCAUUAACUAUUCAACGUUGUUUAUCAUUAAAUCAACAAAAUUCAAUAGAAGAUUUUUUUUCAAGUGAUUUAACAGAUGAACAAUUGAAAAAUAUUUAUGAUAAUAUUGAAACACCAAUAACAUGGAUUUGGUCGAAACAAGAUGAAUAUGUUCCAAAUGAUAUUAAAUAUCAUGUGGAAAAUUUUGUUAAAAAUAAAUUAGCAAAUAAAAAUAAUUCAACAUUUAUUUUACUUGAAAAAGCUGAUCAUGCUAUUAAUAAUCAACAAGAACAAAUUUAUAUGAUUGAACAUAUUGCUCAACUUAUUUUAUCUUCUAACAAAUAA